ACUGAAGAUAACGAACACCCUUUCUUCCCUUCUAAUAUCUUAUCUGUCUUCUCUGAUGGUGAAGCCAUCAGCUCAGGACAUCUUCUCUCUUCUCUCAUCUCUUCGGUCGGAGCUUCAAUGGUCGGAGUCGCGAUGAUGUGACGACUUCUCUCGACGGUGCAAAUUGACGACGAUGGAUAUCGAGGAUGAUGAUGACAACGACGACGAAGGGAUAGGAACAACAGGAAUACAAUAAGACAACUUGUUGCUGAAGGGCUUCUGGGACUGGGACUGGGAGUGAUAGAUCCAGGGGUCAGGAAAUAUCCAGUAAGCAUGAUAAAGAGGAUAUUGAUGCAUCAUUUACCAGAAGAUGUUGGUUUUCUCUGUGAUCCAGUUACAACUGAGGAAGUCAGGAAGAUAGUGUUUGGUAUGGCUAGAGGUAAAGCCCCGAGUCCAGGUGGAUUCUCAUUCGAAUUCUUUCACGAAAAUUGGUCUGUGGUGAGUAAUCUGGUUAUCCAGGCCGUCCAAAAGUUCUUCUUAUCAGGAAGGUUGCUCAAGGAGGUAAAUAACACAAUUAUAGCUCUAAUGCCAAAGAUUCCUAAUCAUGAUACCAUGAAACCGUAUAGGCCUAUCUCAUGUUCUAAUUUCUUCUAUAAAUGCAUUUCUAAAUCCAUAGCAUGUAGACUUGGAGAGGUCCCGCCUUCUAUUAUUAGUCAUAAUCAGUCUGCCUUCAUCAAAGGGAGAAUGAUCAGUGAUAAUAUCAUUUUGGCGCAUGAAAUGGUUAAGUGGUAUGGCAGAUAAUUAAAUAUCUCCUCUAGAUGUGCUGCUAAAGGGGAUAUAAUGAAGGCCUUUGAUAGUGUGGAUUGGGGCUAUCUGUUUGAUGCAUUGGAAGCUAUGGAAUUUCCUAGCAAGUUCAUAGGAUGCCUUUAAAACUGUCUAGA
Molecule: messenger RNA, 920 nt
Organism: Linum tenue
Lineage: Eukaryota; Viridiplantae; Streptophyta; Magnoliopsida; Malpighiales; Linaceae
Source: the annotation of a GenBank genome assembly